Messenger RNA from Dipodomys ordii (Ord's kangaroo rat), 606 nucleotides. It is a transcript of the gene Tmem221, whose product is annotated as transmembrane protein 221. The transcript has 4 exons. The record is from RefSeq and is a predicted model, not a curated record. Bases 1 to 606 code for a protein of 201 amino acids. Lineage: Eukaryota; Metazoa; Chordata; Mammalia; Rodentia; Heteromyidae.
AUGGAUGGGUCUGAAUGGUUUUUCUACGACUGCCGCACAGUGAGGCACGUGGCCCUGGGCCUGCUCUGCUGUGGCCUGUCUGUCUACUUGGCAGCGCUCUCCCUCUACGCCUUGCUGCUUUUUGAGAUCGAGACAGGAGCUGCAGCAGCAUCCGUUCUGGGCUCAGGGGCCCUGGUCCUGGUGGCGGUGCUGACCUACGUCCUGCUCCGGGCCGCCCGGGCUGCCCGCCGGGGUCCCCAUGAGCCGUCCCCACCAUGCUCAGAAGACCACCCAGCCCGCACCGCUGGGGUCCCCGGGGCUCAGCCCCAGCAAGUCCUGCUGAUCAUCACACGUGAAUUUCCUGGGGUGCUCAGGUUUGGUUCCACCUGCACCCCAAACGGAGAGAGGUCCCCAGAGGUCCCUCGGCCUGUCCCUGGGGCCACGCGGGGUGCCCGGGACUCAGGGGCAGCAGAGGAAGGUCAGCUGCAGGCAGAGGAGGCUGGGCAGCCCUUGGCCAGUGCUCGGCUGCCGCCUCCCAGGCCUCUGGACGCUGCACAGGGGGAUGGGGAGGGCGUGCACCCUGCAGCCCGGCGCCUGCCCCAGCCUGUGUGGACAAGGCAGGGAUGA